AUGUCUUUUGGCUCGUCAGUGAAUUGUGAAUUGCGAAAUUAUAAAAUGGUUCGACCGUCGAAUCCGCGACUCAUGGCUCGCGUGCUAGAUGCAGUGGCAAAUCUUGGCGACACUAAAGGUUCAUCAGCUCGCGAAGUUCUCAGUUUUAUCCGGCACAGCAACAUAUCGUCUAAAAAUUUGACGCUGCAGGUACAUCGAGCUUUAAAGCAUGCAGUAAAUGCUGGACUUUUACGGCAUCGGAGUGGUCGUUAUAAAACAUUGGCUACUUUAAAUCCUAAUUCUGUCUCUAACCCACCUGUUAGUAAGGAACCGGCUACAAACAAUCAGAAAAGUGAAGAGAAAAAAUCAAAACCGGAUGUGCAAGCACCUAUCAGCGACGUGGAAUCUUCCCGUCGAACACAAGGGCAAGAGCGCAAGAAAAGAACUACGUCACGGCGACGAAAUAGUAAACAUCGUAGUAGUAAAGGAAGAAGGAAGUCCCGACGAUCGCCAUAUAGACGACCCGAUGCCGCUCAGAAUCGAAAGCGACGACAGCGAAAGCGCACAUACGAGGACGAGGAGUUCGAGGAUCCGGAUCAAUCAAUUCGAAGAUCCGGACAGUACAUCUUGCAUGGAAGGGACGAUUCGCCCGUACCAUUCAACCGUCGAACGAAACGUUCAAGAGUAUCCAAGCGAGAGCUCGAGUCCGACUUUUCUGAUGAAAGCGAUUGCGAUAGUGACUGUGACGUGAGCCGGAAGCAUAUGUCCCGAGCAAAUAAAUCAUUGUGUCGAGAACGCAAAAUACCGAAACGCAAAGAGGCGCGCGCAAAAUCGAGGGGUAGAUCAGUGCCUCGAGCUCCAAGUUCGCAGCUGUUGCAACGAACGAUGCAAGCGCGACAGCAUCCGACCGAGGAGAUCGAGAACGACAGGCAGCAAUGUGACGAGGAUCACGGAUCCAUGGAAUGCAACGUGGCGCAUCAAGAAGUACACAAAGACGUUGAAAGAGUUCGCGAGCCGAACGACAGCAACAGCGGGAGCACCCUGGAAAACUCGAGAGACUGAUCACAUUCUUUUAUUUGUAUUAUCCCACUCUGCAUUUGUCAAUGUACAAUCUUCUACUUUUUGGUGGUUAUAUAUUUGUCUAUUUUUUGUUUUCUACUUUUUUCUGUACCAAAAUGUCUACUGUUUCGAGAGAUAAAUUUGUAAACGUUUUAUAAGGUCCGGGUAACUUAUAAAAUAAAUAUGCAUGUGUGAUGGAUGAUGUUGUGUAUUUUAUACAGACUAUCCCAUUUUUAUUAGAUAUGUUAUUUUCUUGAAAGAGCAUUUAAACGCGAUG
Temnothorax curvispinosus is the source of this 1315-nucleotide messenger RNA. RefSeq names its product pre-mRNA-splicing factor CWC22 homolog. The record is from RefSeq and is a predicted model, not a curated record. Bases 1 to 1041 code for a protein of 346 amino acids. Gene Ontology annotation, molecular function: DNA binding. Lineage: Eukaryota; Metazoa; Arthropoda; Insecta; Hymenoptera; Formicidae. The transcript is spliced from 6 exons. Gene Ontology annotation, biological process: nucleosome assembly. Gene Ontology annotation, cellular component: nucleosome.